Messenger RNA from Ambispora leptoticha, 1328 nucleotides. The record is from the annotation of a GenBank genome assembly. Lineage: Eukaryota; Fungi; Glomeromycota; Glomeromycetes; Archaeosporales; Ambisporaceae.
AGACAAUCAGAACUGAUAUAUUCAAUCUUGUAAUGCUGCUUUGUGACCAUCUGAACUGUAAAGUUGAGCUGGAAACACGUUUGAAAGUUUUCACGACCCAAGUAAUUGAGACGCGUCUGACCUUGUACGCUAUAAAGAUACUCGAAGAUGGCCACUUCUUUGCGACUGAACUCGCCACAGCUAUUCUGCCAUUCACAUUCAGUAGUCGUGACAAGUAUAAUGCCAUUCUGCGAAUGAUGUCUAUCUUUCAUAUCCAAGAAAUAGAGAAAGAAAUCUCACGAACUCAAAAAAACAAAGCCACGGAGUAUCACCUUGGCUUAUUAAAAGCAAAGCUAGCACGAUAUAGAGUUCAAUUAUUAGAGCCAACCAAAGGAGGAGUCAAGGGAGAAGGAUUUGAUGUAAUGAAAAGUGGGGAUGCGCGAGUCGCAUUAAUAGGAUUUCCAUCGGUGGGCAAGUCUACCUUACUUAAUAAAUUGACAAAAACCCAUUCAGAAGCAGGUGCAUACGAAUUUACCACCCUAACGUGUAUUCCAGGAAAGAUCGAGUAUAAUGGAGCUAAUAUUCAGUUACUUGAUUUACCUGGAAUCAUUGAGGGAGCAUCUCAAGGCAAAGGGCGUGGUAGACAGGUUAUUGCAGUUGCUAAAACAGCAGAUGUGGUUCUUAUGAUGCUGGAUGCAACUAAGAGUCGUCAACAACGAGUAUUGCUAGAACGGGAAUUAGAAGCUGUUGGGAUUCGACUGAAUAAACAGAAGCCUAAUGUUUAUUUCAAGGUUAAAACAGGAGGGGGGAUAAGUUUCAAUUCAACUGUUCGAUUAACUCAUGUGAAUGCUCAAAUGGUAUACCAAAUUUUACAUGAUUAUAAAAUAUUCAAUGCAGAAGUGUUAAUAAGAGAAGAUAUUACAGUGGACGAAUUUAUCGAUGUAGUUUUGGGCAAUCGAAAAUAUAUUAAGUGUCUUUAUUGUUAUAAUAAAAUAGAUUCGAUUACUUUGGAAGAAUUGGAUCGUCUUGCUAGAGAACCAAAUACGAUUGUAAUAAGUUGUGAAUUAGAUUUGAAUUUAGAUUAUUUAGUGCAAGAGGUAUGGCGGCAUCUUAAUUUAUUGCGUGUGUAUACUAAAAAACGAGGAGAAUAUCCUGAUUUUGAGGGUGGCUUGAUCGUUAGAAAUGGCUCUACUGUUGAACACGUAUGUCACGCCAUUCAUCGAUCACUAGCAGAAGAAUUUCGAUACGCGUUAAUAUGGGGAACUUCAACGAAACAUAAUCCACAACGAGUCGGAUUAUCACAUGUGGUUGAGAAUGAGGAUGUGAUUCAGGUGGUGAAAAAGAAAUAA